This is a messenger RNA of Pseudocercospora fijiensis CIRAD86, 2443 nucleotides long. RefSeq lists its product as uncharacterized. The coding region runs from base 1 to 1269 and encodes 422 amino acids. NCBI's taxonomy places the organism in Eukaryota, Fungi, Ascomycota, Dothideomycetes, Mycosphaerellales, Mycosphaerellaceae. The record is from RefSeq and is a predicted model, not a curated record. The transcript has 12 exons.
AUGUCAAAGGGUAUGGGAGGCCGGCCGCCAGCACGUGACCGUGAUGCCCCAGCCUUGGGGCACCAAUGCCACGAAGCUGAGGUGAAGGUAGAAAGACUCCCUCUUCAACUCACUGCUGCCGCUGCCACGCCAUUGUACGAGAUGAGCGCAAAGGCUCUGGAGACGCACGAGCUCUCUCUCCUCUCCGCCGCUAUCAGAGAUGUAGGCUAUCAGUGUUCUUCGCAGCCUCAGGAUCACGCGACUGGGAAGCUUGAUUGUGCGACAAUGAAGAUGUUCAGAUCGAUUCCAGUGCGGACGGUGCAGCAGGGCGUCACGGUAUUGCUGCGAUGCGCGGAGGGCCGUCAUGUUUUUCACCGCCGGUCAGAGGUGGGGCUCGCAGUCAGCGGCAAAAAGGUGGUGGAUGGCGUGAACAGUGCGUCGAAUGCUCAGCAGGCGGUUCAGUGGAAUCAGCGCCGGCGUGGGGCUGAGAGUUGGAGCAAGAGAAGGGCGCUAGUCGAGGAGCCAAGUCGUGCUGCCCAAUCCCUUUCUACACCACCACGACGGCGAGUCGAAUGUGCUUCUGAAUGCGCGCGACACGACACAGGAGCCCAAGGCAGACACGGGCGGAGAAUAAAAUGGGCAGCAGGAGAAAUGACAGAUGGCCGUGUCAGUCGUCACUCGCUGCCAGAACAAGUGACCGCGCGCGCGAGCUCUCUCAACGUGAUUCUGCUCGGCGUGCAGCCACAACUCGAUGUACACAUUUCUCCUCACGGUGCAGCACGUCUACCCUUACGACAGCCAGCUACGGCAUGGCCUACAGCAUGCGAGAGACGCAGCGCGCUCGACUCUGGUAUGUUCAUGGAGCUACCAAUGAGGACGCUGACGCUGAUCCAGCAAUUAUACAUCAAACACGAGGCACGCAACCUCGUAUUGCUAGCGGCAGCAUUUUCUCCGUGCUUGCCUAAUCCACCAUACUAUGUUGCGCUGCGCUGCGAGACUCAGCGUGCGCCGGGUUGGCAGGGCACAAAGUUGGGCCUACAUCGUCGUCAUGCAUCACCGCUAUUGCCCAACAUGAUCAACCUGUGGUCCAUCGAAGACACUCAAUCGCUAGAUAUUUCCCAGAAUUCUUCGCCGCCUAACGCCUCGCUAUCAGUAAUGCACCACAAUCGUCUCAUCUGGUCUAUGUGCUCAGAAGCAACAUCUACAGCACCAAUGCCGCCGGCUUCCCAUAAAGAUGAGGGUAUUUUCUACAUGGAACAGAACGAUACAAAUGCCAUCCGGAAGUUUUGAUAUCCCUGGCCACCGAAGAAUAGUCGUCAAGAUGCCGCAAAAGUGAGGAAACCAAAGUCAAAGCGGAGAAAUGCAGGAACGCUAUCCAAGUCGCGCCGCCGUGAUGCGUCCAAGAGAAGGCGACUUGCAAUCCAGUGCAGUCGCAUAGUGGUGUUGGACAUGAGUCCUCGAUACUUGAGGAGCAAGGUCCAUCGUGUCUUUCACGUAAAUUUCGUCGUUCGAUCCCGAGGAGAGAAACGCCAGGUCUCACAAGGCACAAAGCUCCGAGCGAAAAUCAACCAAGCGUUCGUCCGCCAACACUCACACCGCGGCCAGCGUGUUCAGGCCUCAAGGUAGACGUCCGAGAAGCCGGGCUAAAAGACCUGUUCCGCGUCUGCGGUUCUUCCAGACGCUGCUCAUUCAAGGCCGAAAGCCAAUUUGGGCCCAAUUCGUUCUUCAAUGCCUCGAUCUUCUGCCGAUACACAUCCGUAUUUGGACCUAGACCAUCCGGAGACCGCACUGGCGAGUUGUCAUCGUCAUCUGAAUCACGGAUCUUCGGAGGUGGCGUAGGUGAUGCGAACGCAGUGUCCAACCUUGGACGAACCGCGAGCGAGGUCUGAGGCAGCUGUGAAGAGGGCGCAGUGUGAUAUGGUGUGGCUUCUGGAGUGGUAGGCUGAUCACUCUCAGUAGUAGGGGUGUGCGGCAUGGGAGGUAGCUCGGUCAGUUCCGGCACUGGCGGCUCAGAGGGAAGAUCUGCUGAGUUCGAGGCGCGUUGAUCCGCCUGGGCAAGCUCGACGACUCGUCGCCGAGGUGUCUUUUUCCGUCGCACAGUGGACAGUGGGCCCAUGUCAGAAGCAGAUCGGCGGUGUCGUGAGGGCUGUGUCGGAGGCUUGGGAACAGGCUCCAGUCCAGCGUCCGCUACCUCUCGAACAAGACGAGCCUCCUCUUCUUCGGGUGGCGGCUUUACAACAGGCUUAUUGGAUGGCUCUGGAACACGGUCUACAAGAUGUUUCUUCUCGUGGUAGAGAGGCCCCAUAGUAUCAAUGGUAGGGUCUUGGACGUGUCCGGGCGAUGAUCGAAAAAGAUUGAAAACAACGACCCGAUAAUUGCUGUGAGUUCGUGUGAAGGGGUUCUUGACCACGUAUAGAUCGGUAAUGUCCGGAAUGCCGGUCAAACGUGCCAGCUCGGUCGGAUC